GCCUAGUUUAAAGGUAUUGGAGAUUACUACUUAGAUUUUAAGGCAAUUUAAAUCUUUGCCUUUAAAUUUAAUGGACCUCUUCCACGAAAGGUAUGGUAGGGACAAGCACGUGCCCCCUGGCAUACAUUCUUUGUAAGAAGUGGCAGGUUUGGGAUCCCGUAUUUCCACAAGUUUGCAACGGAUUGUUAUGAAACUGCGCAUGUUUACUAUCUUCGGCAUGAUAAAUUGAUCUAUGGAGGUGCAUUUUAUUGUUAUUGUUUUUAUGAGAAAUAAGAAAGAUUGUUGAUAUCGCGUCACAUUGUUGAAGUGGUCCACUGUUUAACGUUAGUCUUGAAUGAACCGGCUUUAUUGCCGGCUGAACCUUGGUAGGCUUAACCUGCUUGUUAUAACCUAGUGGAACGCCACUUUUCUUAUCUGAUAAACCAAGUCUAAACAAGUGCAAUUGUCCGCAUUUAGUCCGUUCAGACGUAUUGUAAAUCUUCUGAAUUGCUGCACAAACCGGCUUUUAUUUUCUGUUGAAACGUAGCAUUAGCCCUCAUUGUUUUUUGUUAAACCUCAUGGAAGUCCUAUUUUCCUGUGAAAACCUAUUGUAAGCCCGCUGUAGUGUAUGGUACGACUCGUGUAAACCGUCUUAGUUGUGAGUGUGAACCUCGUGUAAACCUGGCUUCCUGCCCUUCUUAAUUCUCUAGUUGUUUCAAGUUGCCAGGCACCAAACUCUAUCAGUAUAUAACCUUGUAAAAAUAUUUCUGCUAGUCCAAGGGGAAAUGAAGCUUGCUGUUGAUUUUCUUGUUUAUCGUCUGUAGAUGAUACAUUGGAUGAAGGUCAAAACAGCCGUCCAGAGACAAGACAGUCCGAACGCUCUGUCUCACGCCAAUCUGGGCGAUCAUCCAUUGAGUUAGAUACUGCUCCCGCUUUAGAUUACGCUAAUCUGGAUCAGUCUGGAGCAGACGAUGAUGAAGCUGAUCCACAGCUCUCAGAUAAUGAAGUGGAUCAGUUUCUCCAGUCGCUUAAAGAGACAGAUGACCAGGAGUCCAGCUUUCAAGAGGCCGAGAUUCAGACUGAGACUCCAGCUACGUCCAGAACCGAGCGCACAGCAGGGAGUGUUCUGACGAGCUUCAGUGACAAGGUGUUAACUGAGAAGCUGGCUGAAGCCAUGGGAAUACAGAUCGACGGCUCCCCUCAGCCGUUACCUUCUGGUCCAACUCCAGUCAUGAACCUGAGCGAAGGACGAAUUCUUGUCGUGCAAGCUGAUGAUCCUAUGUUAGUCAAUAAACUUCGCGCCGCCGUCAAGAAAGGGUUAGUGGUGCUGGUCACCCACGUUGAAAGAAGACGUUGGGACAAAAUGCUGGAGUUGGUUCUUACUCGACAAACCUUCACUAACUCAGACGGAGUUCUCCAAGUGACUAUUGGCAAGACUACCGUGGAGUAUAACCCUUCAUUCUGCCUCUACCUUAGUUCGUCUCUGCCUCUCUUCAUGCCCGGAGAGGGACAGUGUCCGCUGCCCUUUUCCAAGACUUGCACCAUUAGCAUGGAAAUGAGCCGAGAGGGAAUCUGCGACAUGCUGUUGGCAGACACGUUGCGGCUUGAGAGACCCGAGUUUGAUGGACAGUUGAGAUCGAUUGAGAGGGAUGUUGGCCUCCACAAACAACAGAUUGAUCAUGCCAAGGAGUUUAUCCUUGAGAAGGUUCUUAGCCUCAGUGGUCCUCUGUUGAAAGACACUUCCAUGCUGGAUUCUGUCAUUAAGAGUAAAGAUGUCAUAUCCAUGGCAGAAGAGAGAUGCAGUGAGGCUGACACGAUGAAAACAGAGCUCUUAACGAAGCAGAGUGAUUUUCUUCCUGUGGCCCAACAUGGCGCGUUGCUAUUCUCGGUGAUGUGUGAACUGCAGAAGCUGCACCCAUACUAUCGCUUUCCACUGGACGCAUUCGUACAGCUCUUUCACGACACUGUAGCUGAGAGGAACCGAGGCAAGAAGAGCAGCGGUUCACCAGCCGCCAGAGCAGCAGAACUCGUCACCGCUUUGUUGAGGAAAAUCUUCGAGCGCACUUCUUGGAGUUUGUUCCAAAGUGAUAAUCACGUGUUUGCAUUUUUACUGGCUGUUGAGAAAAUGAUGAACAACGGUUCCGUCUCGUGCGAUGAAUGGCAGCUGUUUACCCAGUUACCCAACAACACCCAGGCUGAUCGCGUUCUAGAUAGCGAUACUCCACAGUGGGUCUCACAGCAGGUUUGGGAGUCAGCAGAUGAGCUGGAGCUUCUUCCAGUCUUCAGUGGUCUGAAGCAAUCUGUUAUGGAGCUGUCAGAUCUGUGGCGCGAGUACUUUAAUCUACCUCCAGUUCUCCUUGGUGUGACUCCUGGCGACUACGCGCAUCUGACUACCUUUCAGAAAGCGUUACUGUGGAAAACCUUUCAAAGAGACCAGUUGUUCCAGGUGUGUCAAGAUAUUGUCCUUUAUCAAAUGGGAGCCAGUAUGACUCGAUCAUCAGGAUACGACUUGCACCAAGUGUAUCCAGUCACUAACUCCUCCUGUCCUGUUAUAUUCUUACUGCCGUCACACGAAAUUCUCGCGCAAGGAGAGGCAAACGUGUUAAAAGACCCUGUAACUGAUGUCAUUAAUCUAGCCCGGGCGCACAGAAAGGACGAAAGUUUGCUCCAAAUGACUCUUGGCGAGAGUGUUAGCAUGAAGAAUGCUCUGACGGCCGUGAAACGAGGCAUGAAGACUGGCUGCUGGGUUAUUCUAGAAAACUGUCAUUUGGCGACCGGUUGGUCUGAAGAAUUCAUGCACGAGCUGGAGACAAUCGUGAAUAUGCGUGACACUGACAGCGAGAGUGACUCUCCCGGGCAAUAUGCGGAGAAUGGAAGCGACCAAAAGUCACGAAACGACGAGGCCGAAGAUGUUCUUAUCCACCCUGACUUCCGGCUAUGGUUGACUACUCAACCGGAAAUCGGUUUACCGUUACCCGCAGUUGUCAUACAGCAAGGACUCAAGUUGGCGUGUCAGGCGCAGGAGAAUUUCAGGGAGGCUGUGCAGACAAACUGUCGAGUUGCUGCAGGGUCUCUAAACAACUCCGUCCCUUUGUGGGGAGAAGCAGCAGAGAAAUCUGUUUUCAAGAGUGACGUUCAUCCGUACUUGAUUAAUGGACUGGCGUAUCUUCAUUCAGUCCUGCUCCAAAGACGAAAAUUCGGACAGAGUGCGUUCAGCUGCCCGUAUCAGUGGUCUCAAUCAGACUUGCUUGCUGGAUUAGAAGCAUUACGCCAUCUGUCACGUGUUUGUCGAUCCCCGUUAUCUCCAGCAGCAAUGGAAGCCAUGUUGGGAGAUGUUGCGUACGGGGGUCACGUGACAAAUGGUCUAGACUUACACGCUGUGAAGUCCUUGGCAAAGUUUGUUCCUUUUGAGCAUAUGGAGGUGGAUUCAGUGGAGAAGCUGCCCACAUACUCACUCAUAGAUACGUACGUGGACAGUUUACCAGAAGCUCUGUCGUGUCAAGAACUGGGUGUUACUGGUGUGUGUAAUGCUAGUUGCCAAUCAAAACUUAGCAGUGGCAUUGGAGACCGCUUGGCUAUUGGGACAGGGCGCCAACGUUCCUCUCUCUCAAUUGAAAACCAAGUCAGAGUUGUUGCUGGAGAAACGCGCAAUGAAAUCACAACUGUUAUGGAAUCAAUCAAGGCACAUGACCUUUCGCGCGAAGCAACAACAGCUGUUGUUGCUUUCAUUCAACGUGAACUUGUCUUCUUUCAAAAUCUCCUCGAGGAAGUAGUUAAGGAGAUUGAACUUCUCAUCAACGCUUGCAGUGGACACGUUGCUUUCACACCAGAUCUCUUCAACUUAGCCUCAGCGCUUGGUUCUCACCGUGCACCCUCCAAGUGGCUCGUUAAGAACUCCACAGAUGUCAGUCUUAGUGGAUGGUUGGUAGAUGCUAGAAGACAAGUGAAAGCCCUCAGUGGUUACUUGUCGACUUCGCCUCUACAGUCCUGUUCGUAUUGCCUUGGAGCGUUUGCGCACCCUCAAGCGUUUUUAGCUUGUGUUUUAAUGGAUCACGCACGUUCUACAAUGAAAUCUGUGUACGCUCUGGAGUUUUCAGUGGAGGUACUCCAUCCAAGUACUCUCCCCACAUCUCCCCCGGACCAUGGCGUCUUUCUCAGUGACUUGAAACUGACCGGUGCAUCAUGGGACGCUGACCGUGCUUGUAUCAUUGAACCAACUGAGUCACGUGACAUUUAUGAUCUCCCAAUCGUGUGGCUAAAGCCAGUAGAGGUCAUAAGGUCACGUGCGCCCUCAGCGAAAGUCGUGAAACAACAAAGUGAAAUGCCUUUGUUCGAUUGCCCUUUACUCUUUGGUGGAGACUGGGGCGGAGAUGUAACUACCCUGGUUACUAGUCUCCCGCUGCCGACUUCCGUCCCCGAGGGAACGCUCAAACAGCGAAGAGUUGCAGUCGUAUCUCUGUUAUUUUAAAACAAAUUAACUUAGUCUUCCUAUCAAGACCGGUUUUGUCUGCAUUUAUCCUAUUUCUUGGUAGAAUUUUAGCCAGGAAAAAAAAAAUUACUAGUGGCGUAUUGAACGAGUGAAACAUAAAAUCUAUUUAUUGUUUAUUUUAACUACGGUUUCCAUGACAUGUAAGUUAGUAAUGCAAUUGUCUUCUGUGGAAACUUUUUUUUUUUUUACAAAUUUAAUGAUUUCACAAUGUAAAAAGUACUAAGUUUAUCAUCAGUUUUCUAAACUGAUAUCGCCAUUUUAGUAACCACUCCAUGAUCAGUGAACCCAUUGAAAAUAAUCAUUGUGAGAAAUCUUUGAGGGAAUUAUGUAAAGAAUCAAAUUGCCUGCAAAUAAUUAAUACACGAGGAAAAAGUCUGCAGUCGCGUUGUAACAUAGUCUCCUAAUUUGUAAAUAAGAUAGGAUCUGUUUCUUGUUAGCAGGCUAGACAUAAAUUAUUUUCCUUAAAAUCAGCGUUGCUUUGGUUACUACGCGUACUUGCCAUCUUUCGCAUAAACCAGGAGCGGAUUUAGGGGGCGGUGGCUGGGUGGCUUAUCAUACUCCCCAGCCCCUUCCUCCCCCCCCCCAAUGGUCAGUUACCUCAUUGUAAUUCCUACUUUGUAGUAUUGUUAGUAUUUGUGGUCUAACAAUUUUAAUUAAGUUCUAAUUCUCGAAUUGAAACAUUUGGGGGGGGGGGGGCAUGUCCAAUUGAAUCUACAAACUCAAGGUACCAUCCAUCCCCCCCCCUCCCCCCAACUUGAAAAAUCCUGGAACAGCCCCUGUAAACGUCGCUCGACAGUUAUUGAAUCCAUUUUCAAACAUAGCUCUAAAGAAGGUUUGAUUUUACGCAUCACAAAAUGAUUAACUCAAACGGUUAACAAUCGUCUCGUAUAUAUUGUCAUGUGAACAGAAAAUGUGUCAGAUAGUCUUUAGAAUUUUUCCCUUAUUUCAGUUCCCACAGCGAGACCCUCGAAAAACCGUCUUCAGGUAUUCGGUCAACCAUUUAUGCUGUUUUUAUUCAUAGGAUAAUAGCCUUUAAAAACACGUGACGUAAGAAUUAAUGUUGAUCUCUCUAGAAUUGAAAAUGAUAAGCUACCCGUAACAAAAUUAUUUCAUUAGCGAAUUGGUGUCUGUUUCCAUCGAGAUGUCGAGAAAAGAUUUAUCAUUUUAUGUCGGCGCCACAUAAGCUUUGGAAAUUUGUUAAAUAUAAAAAUCGAUUCAAAUUCAGAAAUAGUGCUUACCAGUAGAGCAUUUCAAGAUAACCGGCUGUGUGAAAGGUUGCAAAAAUAACUUUACUUAUCUUGCUCAAUUCACUGAAACUAACGGCUUUUUUAAUGAUUUACGUAAACCGCAACACUUGUCAUUGCUAUGGAAUUAGCAGUGGGAACAAUCAACGACCUUUGACUUGUGACAGGUCUUGAUAUAUUUAAA
Molecule: messenger RNA, 5896 nt
Organism: Orbicella faveolata
Lineage: Eukaryota; Metazoa; Cnidaria; Anthozoa; Scleractinia; Merulinidae
Product: dynein heavy chain domain-containing protein 1-like
Biological process (GO): microtubule-based movement
Cellular component (GO): dynein complex
Molecular function (GO): ATP binding; dynein light intermediate chain binding; dynein intermediate chain binding
Source: RefSeq, a predicted model, not a curated record